CAUGAUCUCUUUUUUAUUUAUCCUGAUAUAUAUAACAGAAAACAGAACGUGCCUAGGUAUUGUUCUUUAUUUGGUGUCAUAAAAUACGCGUCCACGAAAAGGCAUGGCACCGCUUAGAUUAGGCAUAGUCAUGAUGCUUGUUGUCUCAGCCACUGCUGAAGCACACUUGUUCAAGUACAAGGAAUUACGUGAGGGUUGCAACAACACUGACCUCAAAAGGUUUUGGAACACGACAGAAUCUAUAUGGACUCACACUACAGCGAAAGCUCCUGGAAGUGACUUUUCCUGCCUCGUGGACAUGAAGAUCAAUGAAAAUGGUUCCUACAUGAUAUUCAACAGGUCGUUUUAUAGUGCCAACACAACGGUGAAAAAUACCCUCCUUCUGAAAGGCCUCGUUUCUCCAGGAAACACUUUCGACCAACCAGGCAUGCUUCUCUACCAUACAAAUGGUACAACGUAUGCCGUAGAGAACUUGCUGUACGAAAGUCCAGACGGACAGUGCGGUGUCGUCAAGUUUUCAAAGUACCCGAGCGAGUUGAGGUUUGACCUCCGAGUGAAGAACUCUUCAAUAGCAAAGCCACUUGAUGCAGGGUGUUCCACGUUUUUCUCAGAAACAUAUAAAUACCACCAAAGACGACAUCACAUAAGGAGCCUGACAGUGUAUAAUUUGUCAUGCCAGGAAAUACUCCAGCCGACGAAAAGUGGAUGUUAGGGUGGUAAUUUCUUACAAGUUUACGUUUUUUUAUAUAGCUACGCUGAAGAACUGGAUCGCAAUAAAUCAGUUUGUAGUGAUUGGUCACUGUUACA
Messenger RNA from Rhipicephalus microplus (southern cattle tick), 807 nucleotides. RefSeq lists its product as uncharacterized. NCBI's taxonomy places the organism in Eukaryota, Metazoa, Arthropoda, Arachnida, Ixodida, Ixodidae. The record is from RefSeq and is a predicted model, not a curated record.